Styela clava is the source of this 1725-nucleotide messenger RNA. Its product is annotated as protein DGCR6-like. The record is from RefSeq and is a predicted model, not a curated record. Lineage: Eukaryota; Metazoa; Chordata; Ascidiacea; Stolidobranchia; Styelidae.
AACGUCUGAACCAACAGAAUAUAAGAUGGAAGGUAUUGCCAAUUUAUUUGUGUUUUGGUUGACAUAUUAUAAACUCGCUUUGUCUGGAAUUCCUGAUUACCGUUUGUAACUGGACUUAUUAAAUAGCAGAAUAGACAUGCGUUUACUGAUUUAUGAUCUGCCCAUUUUCCCAUUGAAAACUUAUUUGACUUACUAGGUUCAUUAUACAGUUAUAAGUUAAAUAAAAAAAGAGAUUCGUGAACUAAAUUAUUUGAGCAUGGUUGUAGGCUCAAUUGUUUAUCAUCUGUUUAUCUGAGAACUAGACUCUUUUCAAAAUAAUGGAUGGUCAAGUGAGACAUUAUGAACUGCUCGAAAAGCUUCAACAGUUAGUAAAAAGCCUGGACUUUAAGACCCAGCAGCGUCUUCCGUAUGACCUCCUUGCUAAUUUAGCAUCAACGUUACGAGACAGUGCAAUUUUCACGAUUGUUGAUGAUUUGGAGGAAAUUCAGCAUUUAACAGAAAAAAAUUUGUAUACACAAAGACAAAAAAUAUUAGAGGAGCAUAAGACUUUGAUCAAAAAUUUGAAAAAGAAACAUGAAGAUGAUUUACGGACUUGCAAACGUCAUAAUCUUGCCAUUUUACAAAAAGAACAUGAAAAGCAGUUAAUUGAGUUGGAAAAACGAUUAAAAACGGAACUAACACAAUUUGAUAAUAAAAUUUUGACUCAAAUUGAUCAGAAAGUUGUUGUGCAGCAAGCAACUUUAAAAAGUGCUGGAGUUCCAGGAUUCUUUGUUACGAAUGAUGAUCAAGAAAUAAAAUUACAGAUGACUCUUCUCCAUUUGAUAAAAUUGGUGAGAACGUCUGAGUAAUCGUAUCGCUCUUUUUUAUCAGGGUAUCCUAGUUUUUUUAUGUAAUAGUCAGCUCCUCAGAAAAGCAGUUUACAACAUAGAGGAAGGAUAGCGAGUUAGUCUCGCACAACCCAAGUCAUAAUAGUCAGUAUGUCGGGACUAUUUUGUCACUGAGAAUUACACACUGAAGAUUACAAAUCCACAUCACUAGAGUGUAAUAACAUCUACUAUCCAGUUCAUUCAAAUGUGUAGUGCAGUGGCUUCAACAUAUAAGUGAAUGCUUAUGCAGUAUCUUGUUUAAAGCAAAAGUAUAAUGCACCUUAUUAAAUCCUUAUUGAAUAUAUUUUUUUCGUGAAAAUGAUUGCAUUUUUUCCUUUUAUGACACAUUCUCUAAUUUACAACAAAAAUAAUUUGAAAAAAAAAAAUUCAUUCGAAAGCAAAAUUGUUGGUGGCCACGGGUAUUCUACAAAUCUUAUCGAUUGGGUUAUUGGUAUUGCUAUUAACUAUGAAUUUAGCAGUCUAAUGUUAUUGUCACCUCCUGAUAAUCUCAAGCUUCGUCACUGCCGCAGUGGUCUGGCGUGUUUUCUCUCUUCUGUAAUUCAAAUUAAUAACAAUAGAACUGACUUAAUAUCGUAUUCAGAUUAGAAAUGUUGAACAGUAUUGUGUCGGAUAUUUUUGUUCAUGAUUUUGCACUUGAUAAUAAUUGAGAAGAGCAUAGAGAUAUUAUUACUGAGAAAGAAAGGAUGCGAGUACGGGUAUCGCAUUUCUAAGAUUUAUCUACACAAAUUAUCUUCUUGCUUACCUUUGCAAUUACUGUAUUUCAUUUACCUUUUUUAUUACGGACUUAUAAUGAACAGACCUAUAACGAAAUAUGCACAUUGUGAUUUUUUAUUUACAG